This is a messenger RNA of Microdochium trichocladiopsis, 1563 nucleotides long. Its product is annotated as pyridoxal phosphate-dependent transferase. Gene Ontology annotation, molecular function: transaminase activity; pyridoxal phosphate binding. NCBI's taxonomy places the organism in Eukaryota, Fungi, Ascomycota, Sordariomycetes, Xylariales, Microdochiaceae. Gene Ontology annotation, cellular component: cytosol. The record is from RefSeq and is a predicted model, not a curated record. The transcript has a single exon. The coding region runs from base 136 to 1467 and encodes 443 amino acids.
UUUGCAUCGCGGUACUUCGAUCAUGCCAUGAGCUUCCACAUAUGAUUCGGACAGCGAUGUGGAUGGUAGCCACUUGUUGACCGAGACCAGACACCAAGCCAAGCGGCGUGAGCGACUACCCAUCGAUCGACAACAAUGGCUCACUCCUCGUCCAUCUUCCAUCGAAAGCUGGGGCACACGUACCCCACGGCCACCGGGGGCCAGGGAGUCUAUGUCCACACCAGCGACGGCAAGAAAGUGCUCGACGGCAGCUGCGGCGCUGCCGUGUCGUGCCUCGGCCACGGACACCCGGCCGUCAUCGCCGCCAUCGUCGACCAGGCCCAGGCGCUCGCAUUCGCGCAUACCUCGUUCUUCACCAACGGCCCGGCCGAGAAGCUGUCCACGCUGCUGCUUAGUCUCAGCGACGAUGCUUUCUCAAAAGUCAUGUUCGUCUCCUCUGGCUCCGAGGCCGUCGAGGCGGCCCUCAAGAUUGCACGGCAGUACCACGUGUCCAACGGCCAGCCAGGCCGCGUCAACUACGUCGGCCGCAUGUUCGGGUACCACGGCAACACGUUUGGCGCCCUGUCCGCGGGCAACAACCCCCAGCGCCGGGCGACGUUCGAGCCCGUCCUGUCCAAGGCCUUCCACCAUGUCUCGCCGUGCUUCUUCUCCCGCGACGCCCAACCCGGCGAGAGCGAGCAGGGCUACGUCGACCGCCUGAUCGCCGAGUACGAGGACCUGUUCCAGUCCCUGGGGCCCGAGACGGUAGCCGCCGUCAUCCUGGAACCUAUUUCUGGUGCGACGCUGGGCUGCGUGCCCCCCACGGCGGGAUACCUCUCGCGCAUCAAGGAGCUCUGCGCACGGCACGGGGCCCUGCUCAUCUUUGACGAGGUCAUGUGCGGCAUGGGCCGCGCGGAGACCACGCACGCCUGGCAGGCGCUCGGCGGGACGCGGCCGCACAUCCAGACCAUCGGCAAAGGUCUGGGCGGGGGAUACCAGCCCAUCUCAGCGGUCCUGGUGGCCAGCGAGGUGCACGACGUCAUCGAGGCGGCGCAGGUGUCGCUGCCCUUUGUCAAUGGGCACACGUAUCAGGGCCACCCGAUCGGGUGCGCGGCGGCGCUGGCCGUGCAGCAGACGAUUGUGGACGAGAAGCUGCUGGACAAUGUCACGAAGAUGGGCGAGCUCUUGGUCAGGAGGAUCUUGGAGAUGACACCGCAGGUCAAGGAAGUGCGUGGCGUGGGCUUGUUCCAGGCGGCCGAGUUCCGCCCCGCGGAGACGACAACGACCACGGCAGGGACCACAACAACAUCAAAGCUGGCUGCAAAGGUUGCUGCCAAGUGUCUGGAGAACGGGGCAGCCGUGUACCUGUGUUCUACGGCGGUCGAUGCUGUCAUGUUUGCUCCGCCGUUCAUCAUCAGUGAGGCCGAGGUGGACGAGCUCGUGGCCAUCUUCUCGUCCUCAGUCACUCAAGUCUUGGCGGAACUAUAGAUAUGCUAGUUAACUGCAAAGAGUCGCGUUCUUCUCGCCUCCAAAUCGACUGAAUCAUCUUCCACUCGGCUUGAGGGCAUUGUAACUGAGACGGGA